AUGUUUCCAUACCCUCGUGACUGCAACCCCAGGUGUCCUAUGAGAUGCUCUGCAGCCAUGUCUACACAUUACACACAAGUACAGUAGCCAUCUAGGCGCUUCAGAUUUGGGAAUCUGUGGGGUAGCCUUAUCCUGACGAAGACCCUGAUGAAGAUCUAUUGACCGAAACAUUGCUUCUAAGAGAUGCAUUCAAUCGUGUGCGCAGUAUUCAAGAUAACCAGGGUGCUGGAGUUUCUUAUUUUUCAAAAAAAUAUUUUUUAUCUUCGAAUUACAUCUUUGACUGUCUCUGAUUGCUAUUUAGAUGGUGUGGGCUACAACGAACAGAGUUGGGUGUGCAGUUCAAACGUGUUAUAACAUGGUUGUCUGGGGAGCCUUGUGGAGACAGACAACAUACCUGGUCUGCAAUUAUUCCCCAAAGUGAGUCCUGCUUAAUACCUUAACAAGCUCCACUUCUCACAGCUGAAUGAUUGAUAUCCUCUCUGAUUUACAUUUCGGAAACACAUUGUCAUACCAGUUGAGAACAGAUCUAUAGGUGUUCACAAACUGAUGUCAUCAUGAAAGUAUCACGGCUAUUUGUAUACAAAAUAUAAAGUAUAGCAAUGCAGAUUUAGAUAUGUGAUAUGGGAAAAACUCCAUGAAUUGAAAUUGGAAAGGGAUAUGUGUGAUAUUUGAGAUAUUUUUCAUCAUUGAACUAUAACAACGAUUGUAUUACUCUUUAUAUUCCAGUGGGAACUGGAUAGGAGAACCUCCCUACAGAGUUGGCAUCCCAUGUUCAGCAUGUCCCCCAAGCUACGGAGGCUCCUGUAGUAAAAACCAAUGUUUCCCAGCUAUAACGUCAAACUACAUGUACUGGUUCAAGUAA
Molecule: messenger RNA, 862 nt
Organism: Coregonus sp. 'balchen'
Lineage: Eukaryota; Metazoa; Chordata; Actinopteri; Salmoniformes; Salmonidae
Source: the annotation of a GenBank genome assembly